Centruroides sculpturatus (bark scorpion) is the source of this 912-nucleotide messenger RNA. Its product is annotated as bcl-2-related ovarian killer protein-like. Lineage: Eukaryota; Metazoa; Arthropoda; Arachnida; Scorpiones; Buthidae. Gene Ontology annotation, molecular function: protein homodimerization activity; protein heterodimerization activity. Bases 1 to 729 code for a protein of 242 amino acids. The transcript has 2 exons. Gene Ontology annotation, cellular component: mitochondrial outer membrane. The record is from RefSeq and is a predicted model, not a curated record. Gene Ontology annotation, biological process: intrinsic apoptotic signaling pathway in response to DNA damage; extrinsic apoptotic signaling pathway in absence of ligand; regulation of apoptotic process.
AUGCCUUACCGGAAACAGUCGCUGCUGGGUUACGUGGCGGCCACCGAGGAGGUGAGACCGGGCCGGAGGUUGCCGCCGCCGCGCCGCUGGUCCGCCGCCGUCGGCUGGCGCGGCGGCGCGGUAGGCAGCGGCGGCGGCGGCGGCGCCGUCACGCGCGGCGAGAUCGUGGAGCAGGCAAUGGCCGCCUGCGGCCGCUACCUUCGCUUCAAGCUGCGCUCGCGCCUGGCCGCUCACAAGAAGCUGGGCCUGCAGAGGCUGAAGAGCGUGGGGGGCCCCGCCGGCGACCCACCGGUGGCCCGAGUGUCGGCCGAGAUUCGCCGCCUGGCAGACGAACUGGAGAAACGUCAUCCGGAGCUGUACCGCAGCGUCAUCGAGAACGUGGGCCUGCAGACUCUCAACAACGAGACGGCCGUGCGCAACCUCUUCCUGGCCCUGGCCCGGCGCAUCCUGGAACCGGAAGUCACCUGGGGACGAAUCGUGGCCCUGUACGCCCUGGCCGGAUCCCUGGCCCUGGACUGCGUCAGACUGGGUCAUCCGGAGUUCGUCCCCUGCCUGGUGCAGAACGUGGGCACGCUGAUGGAGACGAACGUGGCCCAGUGGAUCGCUCAGCAGGGAGGAUGGAAAACCUUAACCACCAGAUUCGAGAAGUCGCGCCGCCUGGGCGCCCUGCACUUGUUGGUGGUGGCGGCGAGCUUGUUCGUCGCCCUGUACUUGGUGUACUUCGCGUGAAGCGUCUUCUUCCUUCCACCGGAAAGCCGUCGUUUGUGAUGAGAUUCGAAUUUUUCCUACGUACGAACUUAACCGCACCGACUCUUCUAUUUUGCACAGCAUCCGUUUUCUAUUGUAUUUAUACGCGUUACUCCUUCCUUCUUGUGUAACGCCGUCGUUAUUAUUAAAAUCUCUUCUCAACAA